UUCAAAGAUACAACCUACGCCACUCAACAGCCAGGGCUGGCCAAGGUGAAAAGUUUCCCAACAGAAAGUCAGUAGAUAUAGCCAGGUUUAGUCUUUUUGACAAUAGUGACCUGGUUGACUGUAUUAGGUCGGUUAUGGUAUUGCCUCACUACAUGCAGUGUGUGUUGGGAUAAGAGCCACUUGACUGGUCCGGGGACUGGGCUCUUCUAGCCCAGGCUGCUUACCCAGGGCUGGGCAGGGCAGGGCAAGAGGAGGUGGAGAGAUAAUUGGAUGUGUGUUGGCUAGCUGAGGAAGUUUGAUGGAAGACCCAGUCUGCUCAGCAGGGGGUUUGUUGCAUGCGUCUCUCUGUCCUUCUACCUCUCCGCCUCUCUCUCCCACGUUCAAAUAGGGUCUGCCCAUAUAGGCUCGUUUUCCAUUGUAAUUUUGCUCUCUCCAGUCCAAUGUUCUAUCCCUUUUCCGUUUUGGUGUGGCAUCAUUGCAUAGUUGGCUCUCUUUUGCAAGUGCUCUGCAGAUUGUCAUUAAGCUUUAUUCCAGUCCAGACACACUACUACUUGCCUUCUUCUCAUGUCAUGCAGUUUCUCAUGCAGCAGCCAUCUCUCUAUAAGGCAUGUAGCCUCCAAAUGACCUUCAAACAGGAGCAUAACUACUCGCUGCUGCCUCGCAACGCAUCCCUCUUAAACAACCCUGUUUAAACAAUAGAUUCUCUCUCACACACACACACCCCAUAAGGAGAGCUGACAGAAUGCAGCUAAAUAUGGUGUAAUUACCAGUUUGCAUCUCAAUAACGGGUUAUUUUGUAGAGCUUCACCGGGAGAAGUCUUACUCUCCUCUUUCAACUGGGUUUGACUUGAGGACGUGGGUUUCUAAAAUGCCAUCAAGCACUUCUACAGUACUCCUCAAAUAUUAGCCUAAAUAGAAGCUGUGGUUGUGCUACAAGCCCAAGCCCAACUUUAGCAUUCAAGUAAUUACCAUGGAAGAAUGAAUGUGCUGUGGGGAAAAAACAAACCGGUGUGUGAUGUUUUGGUGCACUACCGUAUGUCUGUAGUGUGUGUUGGUCCUCUGUGGAGUGAUGCCUUUCAAGGGGCGUAUCAGACUUUGAGAUAUAGAAUGUUAUAUUUCCAAAAUGUAUCCUGGCCACGUGACUGGACCAUGACUGUCCUAUCCCAUAGGGCUGUUAGGGGUCUAAUCAAAGGUAGUGCACUAGAUAGGGCAUAGGGUGCCAUUUGGGAUGCAUCCCUAGUCAUUCAGCACUGAUCAAUUGAUUGCGCCCCCAUGACCUACCUUCCUUCCUUCCUUCCUAGGAUUCUGUUGUCAUGCACCCACCGCCACCUUCCACUCAUCCCUCUCUCUCCCUCUCGGUUUCGCUCUCUCGUUGCAGUGCCAUGCGUGUGUUGCUGUCCAAGCUGCCGCGGCCCUGGAUUGUUGACGAGAAGAAGGACGAUGGUUACACCGCCCUGCAUCUGGCCGCACUCAACAACCACGUAGAGGUGGCCGAGUUGCUGGUGCACCAGGUAGGACACAUACUAACACACCACUGCUUUCAAACAGAUGGUCCAUAGCAGCUCUAGUCUCUCCCUCUAGGCACUCACACUCACAAUAAGUGCUGGCCUCGUUCCUAAUAGUCAACGCUGUAUAGGUUUGUGCGAGUAUAGGGGAGUUAUAACUGACGUUUUUUAUUUAUUGAAUCGCAUAUUGUCCUUUUGGGUCCCUAGUGGCUCACAAGCGCUGUUAGCCUAUAUAACCUACUUCCUCAUAGGAUCAUACUCGGUCUAUUUCCCAUCUGAGAUGACAGUAUUGGUGCAGACUUCUAUCUUUAACGGGGCCAAAAUGUAGGAAGUGGCGCUCCACCGAGCAGAGCAGGAACUGUGUUAAUGAGGCCGCUAUAUGGAAACAGCGUGACACGAGCAUUGCAGCAAUGUUGUGAGAAUGCUGCACUAGCUGUGGGAUGGGAGAACGCCUCAUGCCCUGUGUUGGUCGGGCUUGAGCUAUAGCCAAGUGAUAUGGCCUAAAAAUCAUGAUCUCGAUUCUUUCAAACUAAUGGUCAAUUAACAAUAUACAGUAUCUCUGUUUUUAUUUUCUUUUUUUCUCUAAAUAUGCUUUGUUGCACAAUUAAAUGUUAAUACACUGCAUUUCAAACAGUCAGGAAUAAACUAAUGAAUUAUGGGCUUGUACAAUUAUACCUAGGCUAGAUUAUAAGCCUUCCACAACCUUAAGACCAUAAUUUUAUUAUUUUAUCAUAAUAGGUUAACCUGCUUUUUUGCAGUAGUCACUGAUCUGGCUAUAAAAAUGCCCUUUUUGUUACAAAUUGAACCAGAACCAUGCACAUCCCCACUAAUAAUGACCAACGUCUUGUAGCAGGCAUUAUAGAAAAUGUCUCAUAAACAAUCUCUGAAGCACAAGCCCACGUGCUAGUGAGUAACCAGCUAAUCUUCAUAUGUAAAGUCUAGCCAACUUGGAUCUAUUUGCUUGCUAACAAGGCAGAACAGUUGAACUGUUAUGAACACCCUCCUGUCCAUAUCCAACUUGACAUGCUAGCCUGUCCACUUUGUUUAGAUGUUGAAAUCAAGUCACCUACCUGGAUAAGAAGAGUUGCCAGUUCCUUAUAUAAAUGCACAUUUAUAAAACACAGACUAGACCUAGCAUAUAACCUCUGUGGCUACAAUGCUGCUAGCGGGAACGUGGUAUCGCGUGACAGAAACUGAAGAUUCAUGUUCAUUGACACUCCUGUUUUAGUAGGGUCUGCUCUCCGUCAAUUUGAGGAGUUGAGACAGAAAAAGGGUAUCGUUAGAAAGGUUAAGUUCUCCUCUAUUACAGUAAGGCAAUGUGUUUCGGUGUCCAUAUGACCGAUUCUGUUGGACCAAACCUCGAAUGCAAAUACCGAGUUGAACCUGCUUGUUGUCAGAGGAAGAAGUGAUCUUUCGUCUUUGUUGUUGUGAGUGACAGGGGGAGGGGCUUGGUGUGAGCAAGUGGUAAGAUGUACACGGCACAAAAGGAGCGAAGGAGACAAGACCGAGACAACGUCAUGAGAACAAGCGGACAGAAACGCGCAUAAAAAUGAGAAAAACAACCUUUAUUCUUGACAAAGGCGUUUGGAACAUCGCGCUAAAGUAUGAAUUCGAAUGUAUUCAAUAAAUUGCUCAGCCCUAGCUUAAAACAUGCAGGUCAUGCACCAAAGUACUGUAGAAUACAGUAGCAGGUACACUGCAGAACCAGUGUGUGCAUGUUAUACUGGGGAGUUUAUACCGGAAUAUUUGAAUGCUAACGCUCUUUCUCUCUCCUCUCGCUCUCCCCACCCCGUCUCUGUGUAUUCCGUCUGUUUCCUCCUCUCAGGGCAGUGCCAGCCUGGACAUCCAGAACGUAAACCAGCAGACGGCCCUGCACCUGGCCGUGGAGAGACAGCACACACAGAUAGUCAGGGUCAGUCUCUCCUCACUCCUCCCUCUUUUCUACUCUCCUUACUCACUCGCUCCUCUCCUCACUCCCUCUCUCCAACCACUAAUUGAAGAUCUGUAGUUAUCUCACUAUCUGUGCCCCUGACGGUGCACUAAAGGCUGUUGAGAACAUCAAAGACAGUAACCCAUGUUUCAUUUAAAAUGGAGGAUCUCCUGCUGUAGAAUUAGCCCGCUAUGUCCAAACUGACGUAGUGCCAAGGAAAGGAGAAUGCUUUCUGGGAGGGACGUGUGAGAGGAGUAAUAUGGGUCCUGUCUGGGAAUGGUUGUUACGUCGCCAUCUUGUGGAGUGGUUGGGAAGUGCAGCUUCAGACUGGCGCAGCAGGACCACAGUCAUGUGCAGGACCUUUAGCUAUGAUAUGAUGCUACACUCAUUUGAAUGAUGAUCGUACUGAAAUGGGUACUGAACUGUUAUACAAAUAAAUGCUCAUUUUUAUUUGGCACCAUGUUCAUUUGGAAUGCUGUGUGUCUGUCUCCAGCUACUGGUGCGAGCGGAGGCCAAGCUGGACGUGCAGGACAAGGACGGGGACACUCCUCUCCACGAGGCGCUGCGUCACCACACACUGUCCCAGCUCCGCCAGCUGCAGGACAUGCAGGACGUCAGCAAGGUGGAGCCCUGGGAACCAUCCAAAAACACGGUAUGGGAUUAAGCAUUUAUAUUGUAUUUAAUUCUUUCGAGUCUAAGACGUUGGGGGGGGGGGUGCGCUAAGUUGACAUAUGGAAUUGUUUUAAGAUGGUCAUACUGUGGAUCAUUUAGCUAUUUGAUUUUGAAUUUUAGGACCCCUUUUAGGUAUAAAAAAUAUAUAUACAAAAAUGAUAAAAUAUUGAUUUUGGCCUUUACUACUAAAGCCCAUAGAAACGCAUUGAAUAACACAUUCAUAAAUGGCAAAAAGGACAGUCAAAAAAUAAAUCAUAAGAAACAAGGUUUUAAAGUGUCUGCCCUAAAUCUAGGAGAGAUAUAUUUUACACAUAUUUAACGCCUUUUUUGGGUAGGCACAAAACUACCUUUGUACUUCCAUUUAGUUUUUUAAACCGGUACCGUUUACCUUCAGACGAGUCCCGUGACACUUGUGGGGUAGUAGAGAGCACACCAUCGUGUUUGUGGCAGUCUCCCCUUUCCAUAGAGUGGUCAUAAUAGUUUGUAGGCCAAACCGUUCGGACGCUACAGACGGUUAAGUGAGAAGACCAAUUUUUGGGAUGGCUCAUGGUCUGACAGACAAUGCUCUAGCUCUGCCACCUUUCACCGCAGAUGUGGAAGUGCGACACUGCGUCAAUCGACUCUAGGGGGUUAAACAGGAAAGUCCCAUUUGAGAGAUAUACAUAAGGGGGCGUGCUUCAUUGUGAUUUUAACCAGCAUUUCGGCUCAUUACUAUGCCGAGACAGCUCCUCACUCGGCUGGCUGGGCCAUUUCAAAGCCACUGUCUCCCCAGUAAUAUAUCCUCAACAUGUCUGACUCUUUCUAACCAGUGGCUAAUUCAAUUGUCAUCUUGUAAAGUGAUGCUAUGGGAGAGUGACCCAGCCUCAACUUGUACAGCCCUACACACUACUUCACACAUUCCAAUUAGACACUGUCUGCUCUGCUCUCCUCUGUCUGGUGGAGCUGGAAUGGGACAAAGACAGAGAAUGGCUGAACGAAUAAGGGAGACACAGAAAGAGAGAGUUACUGACUCGUGUGUUGGUCCUCCUCCACAGCUGAUCAUGGGUCUGGGCACCCAGGGAGCAGAGAAGAAGAGUGCAGCGUCCAUCGCCUGCUUCCUCGCGGCUAACGGAGCAGACCUUACCAUCCGCAACAAGAAGGGCCAGUCUCCUCUGGACCUCUGCCCCGACCCCAGCCUCUGUAAGGCCCUGGCCAAGUGCCACAAGGAAAAGACCAGGUAAGAAACCCUAGCCCUUUUACCAAGCCCCCCGCCCAAACCUUACAACCCACAGUAUAACAUGGUUUAGACUAUUUUAGAUUGCGUUGUUGCGCUUCAACUAGUUGUCUCCCUAUCUUCCAUUUGUAUCCUGUCUCCUCUUUCUCAAACGCCCUCUUCUCUCCCCCUCUCUCUCCCCUCCAGUGGCCAGGUGGGUUCUCGCAGCCCGUCUCUGAACAGUAACAGUGAGACCCUGGAGGAGUGUAUGGUGUGUUCUGACAUGAAGAGAGACACCCUGUUCGGACCCUGUGGACACAUCGCCACCUGCUCUCUCUGCUCCCCACGCGUCAAGAAGUGUCUCAUCUGCAAGGACCAGGUCCAGUCCAGAACCAAGGUACUGUUGCACACCCACCCAGCCUCAAUAAAGUGAUUAUGUCUGUAUUGGAACAUUUAGGGCGGUAUUCUGACUUGGGAUCUGCGAGCUUUUAACUCCCAUUUUCGCUCGAAGUCUCCCAUUGAUGUCCCUUAAUGAUUAAGGCAAACUGUUGUAGUGCCUCGGUAGGUAUCAAGCUGUAUAAGUUGCUAAUGAGAGAAUCAAUUGAUAGAUGUUUUCAAUCUGUUUGGGGGGUAAAGACAUCCUCCAAUCAGAGGUAGGACUUUCUCUUCUCUUUCCCUUCAUUGACAUCAGUUUUUUUGUCUCCAUACAGAUCGAGGAGUGUGUCGUGUGUUCUGACAAGAAGGCUGCCGUGCUCUUCGAGCCCUGCGGUCACAUGUGCGCUUGUGAGAGUAAGUAUAUUGAGUGAACCAGCCUAGGUUGCUUCCGCUGUGCCCUGCUGAACGGGACCCUGCCUCGCUGCAAGAACUUAAGGAUUUUCCAGAAUCUUUGACCCGUUCUACCGGGCCUUACUGUCCUGUGAUUCUGUGUUUGUUCCCUCCCUCGCUGUAGACUGUGCCAGCCUCAUGAAGAAGUGCGUACAAUGCCGGGCUGUUGUGGAACGCCGCACGCCCUUCGUCCUGUGUUGUGGAGGGAAAGGUAUGGAGGAUGAUGCAGCUGAUGAUGAUGAUGAUGAUGAGGAUGAUGAGGACCUUAGUGAGUGAAUCUUCCACACGUUCCCUUUUAAUUCCCUUUUUUUUAUCCUCCUUUUCUUUCUUGUCAUGACUCACCAUCCUUUUGUUUUCCCCUCCUUGUUCUGUCUGUUUGUGUUGGCUUUGGUUUUCUGAUUCACGUCAGUCUUGCUCAUGCAUUAUUUAAAUGUUAAUGUUGUCAUUGUUUUGUGUAUUUUAGUUGAAUGUGUUAUGUUCCCAGACUAGGACACACAGCUUCCUAAUUGAGGUCAUUAAUGCAUAAUCUAUGAUCGUUAAUUUACUCAGACAGGAACUGGCUUACCAAGUGUUAUGGAAUGUGUUUUAAUCAUAACAUGUAAUUCCUUCAUGUCAGUUUUAUAACAUUUUAGCCGCAUGCACUAAUUUCAUUAGCAGAAAUUGGCCUCCAUAACUGGCUAUUAAUUCUCCCUUAGCUGGCUCCUAAAUGUAUAUUUGGCAAACUGCUUUCAAUAUCACCAUCAGUCCAUUUCUCCAUCCAAAUCAAUCUGUUAGCUAAGCAGUGAUGGUACAGUGUUGGUCAUUUUAAUGUGUGUAUUUUGGGUUAUGUUCACCAUCCCUAGUGGUGUCUUUAAGUUGCACACAGUCUUCUAUCACAUUAUUGUCCCUCCUUUAUGACUGCACCUCACACGCAGUUCCCUUUAUUUUGUUGUCCUUAUUCUUUUAUGUUGAGUUAAAGGGGAAACUGUUGUAAGUUCACUGAUUUUAUAUUGAUUUGCCAAAGAUUCGCUUGUCGAAAGAUCUUUCAGUGUGUUGCCACACAAAGUCACAUAUCACACACACCGAUCUCUUCAAAUACAAAGUACAUCGUCUAUCACACACAAUGCACAUUCCCCUAUGUCCCUUGACAUUUGAAGAGGGAUGCCAACCUAGACGAGACUCUCCUAGCCUUAGUGUUAGUUAGUGUUUAAUGGGGAGCACUUAAGAGUUGUCAGGUUACCUGCUGGGUACUGCUGACCCAAACAGCUUUUCUCCUGGUAGCUUUUGUCCAAUAAUACUACUUAGUGUGUUUGUUUUUCGACUUGGAAGGAAGCGGUUGCAGCCAGCUGCCUUACUCUAUCUAGAAAAGACUCCUCUCCCCACACCUCCCACCUAACAUCUAUUUCUGAUUUAAUAACCUCAUUUUCCUUGCCCUCCCUCUCUCUCUCGGGGCCUUUAAUAGAGAGUAGACUGCUCCUCCUCAGGCCUUGUCUUGUGGAGUUGUAUCUGGGGCUCCUGCUAUAACACUGUGACUGGUUAUUCUCAGCAGGUAGCUCUAACUCAGCUCUAAUGGCAGGGGGGUCGCAGCAGGAUCUGCUCCAGCCCAACAAUCUGGCGCUAAGUUGGUGUAAGUAUCUCAUCCUCUGCCCUGGUUCAAAACUCCCCACUGCUGUCUGCCCUGCCUGGCCUAGGCCCUGCUGCCUAAACCCCCUUUCCUUUGCAGCGAUCCUUCGCUGACCGCUCCACACCACACACACAGAAUCGCACACGCAUACAAGUACACAAUUACACUGAUUUUCACCAUUCAGACAGGUUGUGCCCUCAAGCACUGGGCCUCGGACCAUUUUCAGCCGAACACUGUCUGGGGAAGUGCAUGUGUCGAACUCUGAAAUCCCUGCUUGUUAAAAAAGGCCUGGAUUAAAGUGUAGAACUCUUCCCAGUAUGGCCCACAUAGACAGGGCUGUAUGAUUGCUUGAUUCGUUUGGCCUUUAAAGCAGCAUGUCAAUAAAAGGGAGGUUUGCGUUGACAUUGCCACCAACAGAAUGAAAGGCAUCUCAAUCUCUCCCGCUUGCGGUCUCUCUAGGCCGCAUUAAAACGGCUCGGGGGCCACGAGUUUAAGAGCCUGCAUAUGUUGGUUGUUGGUUAGUUUCUCAACGUUGUGUGCGUUCUAUCCUUGUAUCCCUCCUACAGCCAGCGGUAACAUCCCGGCCAUGCAGAGAGACAAAGACAACACCAAUGUCAACGCUGACGUUCAGAAGCUGCAGCAACAACUGCAGGACAUCAAGGAGCAGGUAAGCGUGGUGGUAUGUACGAAAGACAUGGUGAUAUGUACUAAAGACAUCAUUAAACGACAUGCAUCAUUUUAGUUUAUAUACUUGGUUCAGAUUUGGUUGAAUUGUAAUAACAAAUGUUAAACAGUCCACUUUGUGUGUGUGUAUGCUAGGCACAUCCAAUAAACGUUCACUUACAAUGCCUUCAGAAAGUAUCCACACCCUUGGACUUAUUCCACAUUUUGUUGUGUUACAGCCUGAAUUUAAAAUGGAUGAAAUUGAGAUUUUGUGUCACUGGCCUACACACAAUACCCCAUAAUGUGAAAGUGGAAGUAUGUUUGGGGCAAAUCCAACACAACACAUCACUGAGUACCACUCUUCAUAUUCAUAUUUUCAAGCAUGGUGGUGGCUGCAUCAUGUUAUGGGUAUGCUUGUCAUGGGCAAGGACUAGGGAGUUUUUGUGGGGGGAAAUGAAUAGAGCUAAGCACAGUAAAAAUCCUAGAGAAAGACCUGCUUCAGUCUGCUUUCCAACAGACACUGGGACACAAAUUAACAUUUCAGCAGGACACUUAACCUAAAAUACAAGGCCAAAUAUAUACUGGAGUUGCUUACCAAGAUGACAUUAAAUGUUCCUUAGAGGCCUAGUUACAGUUUUGACUUAAAUCGGUUUGAAAAUCUAUGGCAAUACUUGAGAAUGGCUGUCUAGCAAUGAUCAACAACCAACUUGACAGAGCUUGAAGAAAAUAUGCAAAAAUUGUAUAAUCCAGGUGUGCAAAGCUCUUAGACUUAUCCAGAAAUAUUCACAGCUGUAAUCGCUGCCAAAGGUGAUUCUAACAUGUAUCGACUCAGGUGUGAAUACUUGUGUAAAUUAGAUUUGUGAUUAGUUUCAAUGAUUUUGCAAAAAUGUCUAAACAUGUUUUCACUUUGUCAUUAUGGGGUAUUGUGUGUAGAUGGGUGAGAGAAAAUGUUGAAUUCAGGCUGUAACACAAAAAAAUGUGUAAUAAGUCAAGGGUAUGAAUACUUUCUGAAGGCACUGUAGUGUGUGGAUAUUAAACACCUUUUCCUUGCCCUGAGACAUGGCUUUAGACUCUUUUGGCAUCUAUAGCCAUGUCUUAGAGCAACCAUUUUCCAAAUACAAUAUGUUUAUAUCAGAACUGGGAUGACUCCGCUGAGAGAUGAGUACUAAGUGUUACUGUGUGUGUCUCUCCAGACCAUGUGUCCAGUGUGUCUGGACCGGCUGAAGAACAUGAUCUUCAUGUGUGGCCACGGCACCUGCCAGCUGUGUGGUGACCGCAUGAGCGAGUGCCCCAUCUGCCGCAAGGCCAUCGAAAGACGCAUCCUCCUCUAC
Molecule: messenger RNA, 9721 nt
Organism: Coregonus sp. 'balchen'
Lineage: Eukaryota; Metazoa; Chordata; Actinopteri; Salmoniformes; Salmonidae
Source: the annotation of a GenBank genome assembly